Molecule: messenger RNA, 650 nt
Organism: Pongo pygmaeus (Bornean orangutan)
Lineage: Eukaryota; Metazoa; Chordata; Mammalia; Primates; Hominidae
Product: microtubule-associated proteins 1A/1B light chain 3B
Source: RefSeq, a predicted model, not a curated record
AUGUCAGCGGAGAAGACCUUCAAGCACCGCCGCACCUUCCAACAACGAGUAGAUGUCCGACUUAUUCAAGAGCAGCAUCCAGCCAAAAGCCCGGUGAUAACAGAACGAUACAAGGGUGAGAAGCAGCUUCCCGUCCUGGAUAAAACGAAGUUCCUUGUACCUGACGUUCGAGACGUCAACAUGAGUGAGCUCAUCAAGAUAAUUAGAAGGCGCUUACAGCUCAAUGCUAAUCAAGCCUUCCUCCUGGUGGUGAACGGACAUAGCAUGGUGAGCGUCUCCACACCAGUCUCAGAGGUGUAUGAGAGUGAGAAGGAUGAAGAUGGAUUCCUGUACAUGGUCUAUGCCUCCCAGGAGACGUUUGGGAUGAAAUUGUCAGUGUAAAACUAGAAAAAUGCAUCUAUUCUAGAAUUUUUUAAACCCUUACCAAGGGAAAAAAAGGGAUGUUACCAACUGAGAUCGAUCAGUUCAUCUAAUCAUAGAUCAUCAAACAGUAGUGUUCCCACCUAGGAGUGUUAGAAGGUGUGUUUGUAUUUCAAGCGGAAGAACUGAGCUCCAAGUGAGCACGUUCAGCUUUGGAAACUAUAUUAUUUAAUGUAGGCUAGCUUGUUUUCAAAUUUUAAAAGUUUAAAGAUAAAAUACUUUGCAUUCUA